AUGGAAGUGAUGGAAGAUGGUAAUUUGAUGGACAAAGUUCACAUAUUGAUCCAACGAGACAUGGAAUAUUACAAGACCCACCAGACCGUAUUACAAGAAACAAUUUGUCCUGGGGUUGUAGGCGGUCGCCUAGACUUCCCCAGAUCAGCAUCUUUUGCCGCAAUGAAGCUGGUUUUAUGGUGGGAAGAAGAAUAUGUGGCUGCCUACAGGAAAAGUUCAGGUUUCCUGCAAAAAUCCGAAGUUCCUGAUCAAAGCAUGGACACGUCUGGAGGCUGUGGCGGCAUUGUAAAAGCCUCAGACCCAACGAAAUUCGUGAGCCUCAUAAACAAAUCAGCUGAACAACUUUUAGAGCACUUACAUGUGCUUACACAAGAAGCUUUAGAUCACGCCGAUUUAACGGUUCUUACGGGUACAAUUGGGGCGGCAGCGCUUUUAAAGAAUUGUCUCUGGUUCUAUUUACAAACAAUUAAUGAAAUGAAAGGGAGUCAAGUUGAACUGUUGCAUGAAAGUUAUAAAAAAUAUCAAGAGAUGGGCGAAGCCCUCGCUGAGCGAUUGUUGGAUUUGCAUUGUCGGUUGUUAUCACUGUACAUUUUACAAGAAGCGGAAUCCUUAGAUUGGGAGAAUCAAAAGCCUUUCUGUGAGUCAGAAAGGGGAUCAUAUGUGAUACAAAUGUGGUGGCUUUAUAUGCAAGGGACCAGAGAGGAUUUAUGGAACACUGUUCCUCCUAAAAUGGCACAAAGGGUUUUUUCUGGGAUGUUAAAUGAAUCAUUAACUAUUUUAACAGUUCGAUACACUCAGUCAUGUCCGUCUGAAGCAAGGAGUAAAUUACUCGUAGUUGACAUAAGUAACUUGCUAUUAUGCAUAGCGCAAUUGCUUCCAUGUAUCUGUGAUAAAGCAGAAGAACUAAUUGGGUUAAACUUAAAUAAUAAAAGCAAAAUUUUACGCGACAUACAUACAAAGUGUCAGGAAUUGUUAAACUGUUUAAUUUUGAGAGCCGCAUCGUUGGAUACACUUCAAAAGGUUUUUCGUAAGGGCAUAGAGAACGUCGACCUGCUCAAAUCCAGAAGUACAGGCCCGGCCUCUUGGAUAAUAUUCUCUUUGCCACACAUUUUCAAAGUGCAACCAAAAAAUAUAACGCGGAUGUCUGACUUACCAUCAGAGUCGGCCAUCGCGUUAGAAUUGACAGUUUUGUUAGCCCAACCCCAACCAAAUUGGUCCCUUCUGCUAAAAGUUCUAGGAAUGAAAAAUUGUAAACUACUGAAACUUAUUUUGGACAUAUCUUUGGAAAAUUUCACUAUCGAAAUCCAAAAACCAAUCACCAAAUCUGACUCUUGCGGAGUCUUCCUCUGUUCCAGUGACGGAACGUGUAAAAAUGUCGAUACCUCUGUACCUCUAUUAACACCACUUCAUUAUUACGAUUUAAUCGCAUCUGCUACAACUGUUGUCUUGAGUAUUGGCAACAAUGAGGAUUACUCAGAUAUUCUAUUCUCGGCAAUUAGUGCGCAGCCAAAUUGGGCAAAGUGUUUUGAUCGUCGCAAUGUCUGGAAUCAAAUCCGGCCGCCAUGGUACGAAUCUAUUCUCAACCUUGUUAAACCUCUGCUUUCUACUAUUUCAAAAACUGUAAUCAAUGCCAUUCAAACAGGAGCCAGCAUGUACCAAGCGAUGCUUAUUAUAUUGGGUUCUUAUAUCCAGUUGUGGGAUUGCGUGGACAGUGCUUUGCCCCGAGUGGCCACCUUAAUUCAAGACAUUCUCCCAGCUGAGAUAAUUUCUUUAAAUCAUUCCGCUUUGAUACAGAUUUUGAUUAGUGCACUAUAUUCGGAGUUGCUGCGUCAGUCGGAACUUCCUUCAAACAAACAAGUCACUUUUGCGGAUUCAGCUGUGUCUCCAACGACGAAACAAACGGAACAUAAAAGAUCUGUAACUAGUUUCGAAGGAACGUUUAGUUCUGAGAAUGAUAUAGCUUUAGCUGUCGCAGAAUCUUUGUGCAGUAUUGACGAGGAUAAUAAACACACAGACCAAAUUGAGGAAUUUUUGGAACAGGUGAAAGAAACCCUAGAAUUAUUUGAGGAUUCGGUUGAGGGUUCGUCGAGGGUUGAAAGGUCAGAGCAAGCCACUGAAGUUCUUGCCAGCGAUAUUUUAAUGACAACUCAUGGAAAAAAGAGUCUGAAAACUUUGCAUCAUUUUGUAAAAAAUAACAACGAAUGGUUCUUUCUAAAACUUGGAGUGAGUGAAAAUUUAGAACCCAUGAUACCAAACAAAGUUAUUUCUGCACCAUAUCCAUUGUUGCAUACUGUGUUUCAUAUAGGUUACCGACCAUUCGAUCAGUUGUUGACUGGAGCAUGGCAACCUAAUUGGAUUGGUUUGUUACAAACACCAAUGGGAUUAAGUAUUGAUAGGGUUUGGUCGCAAUUAUCACUGCGAUGGGAAUUUAGAGAUGUAAAUUCAUCCAGUUUGUCGACUAGAGACGUUCAGAUUGUUACUAAUUUGACAACGCUGUUAAAACAGACUUAAUUCAUUUCUUGACAUUUAAAUACCUAGUUUAAAGCAAUAAUGAGUAUUACGAAAAAUUAGUUUAAAUUGUGAUUUUUCGAACUACAUAAUAGCAUAUCUACAUAUAUUAUCAGGGAGAUUAGUAUUUUUUUAUUAAAAAAAAGUAUAUUAUGUUGUUAUUAAGAAUAAAAGUGAUAGUUUAUGUGUCUCAGGAGACACAUAAACUCACUUUUAUUCCGAAUACUAUUUUAUCUGCAAACGUAUUCAGAUCGAGAGUAUAGAUCAACACUACAAUUAUUAGAAAAUAAAUAAACAAAAAAAUUAGGAUACUUUUCAAGUAGUAAAAUCAUAACA
Molecule: messenger RNA, 2844 nt
Organism: Tribolium madens (black flour beetle)
Lineage: Eukaryota; Metazoa; Arthropoda; Insecta; Coleoptera; Tenebrionidae
Exons: 10
Coding region: 1-2511 (836 amino acids)
Source: RefSeq, a predicted model, not a curated record